CCGGGCCUCCGCUCGAAGUCCAGGAGGCGGGGCCGGUGUCCGGGCCAGGGGCCUGCUUCCCUAGGAUUGGCCUGUGGUCGGGAGGCGGGGCUUGCUCGCGCUGCAGCUGCGGACUGCGAUUGGCCUCGGCUCAGGGCCCGCUGCAGGCUUGAGGGCGAGGCUCGGGGCGCGAGGACCGAGCGGCCAGGAGGGCUCGCGAGCCGGGGGGAGGGGCCGGGGCGGUGGCGGCGGUGGCGGAGGAGGUGGCGGCGGGGGCCGGUACUGGACCCGGCGGGAUGAGCGAGGCGGAGGCGGCAGCGGUGGCGACAGCAGCCCCCGCGGCGACAGUGCCCGCGACGGCUGCUGGGGUGGUAGCGGUGGUGGUACCAGUGCCCGCUGGGGAGCCACAGAAAGCAGGCAGCGGGGCGGUCGGCGGCGGGGUCGGGGCUAUCUCAGGCCCCGCUGCAGGGACCCCCUCAGCGCCGGGCCCCCGCACCCCCGGCAACCCAGCGACAGCGGCCUCGGGGACCCCCGCGCCCCCGGCCCGGAGUCAGGCGGACAAGCCGGUGCUGGCAAUCCAGGUCCUGGGCACUGUCAAAUGGUUCAACGUCCGGAAUGGUUACGGAUUCAUCAACAGGAAUGACACCAAGGAGGAUGUCUUUGUUCACCAGACAGCUAUUAAGAGAAACAACCCCAGGAAGUUUCUGCGCAGCGUUGGAGAUGGGGAGACUGUGGAGUUUGAUGUCGUGGAAGGAGAGAAGGGUGCGGAAGCUGCUAAUGUAACUGGGCCUGGGGGAGUGCCAGUGAAGGGCAGCCGCUAUGCCCCCAAUCGACGUAGGUUCCGCCGAUUCAUCCCCCGGCCUCGCCCAGCUGCCCCACCACCCAUGGUGGCAGAGGCCCCCUCAGGCGGGACAGAACCAGGCAGUGAAGGGGAGCGAGCUGAAGACUCUGGGCAGCGGCCCAGACGCCGGCGCCCACCACCCUUCUUCUACCGAAGGCGCUUUGUGCGAGGCCCUCGGCCCCCCAACCAGCAGCAACCUAUAGAGGGCACUGAUGGGGUCGAAACCAAAGAGACAGCUCCAUUGGAGGGGGACCAACAGCAGGGAGAUGAGCGGGUCCCCCCACCCAGAUUCCGGCCCAGGUAUCGAAGACCUUUUCGCCCCAGGCCCCCCCAGCAGCCUACCACAGAAGGUGGGGAUGGUGAGACCAAACCCAGCCAAGGCCCAACUGAUGGUUCCCGGCCUGAGCCCCAGCGCCCACGAAACCGCCCCUACUUCCAGCGGCGACGGCAGCAGCCCCCCGGGCCCAGGCAGCCCACAGCCCCAGAGACUUCAGCCCCCAUCAACAGUGGGGACCCCCCCACCACCAUACUGGAGUGAUUCCAACUCAAAGGACACCCAGAGCCACCAUCUGGUAUCGGCCAGUUUUUCCAACUAACCUGUACCCUAUCCAGGACUCCCUCCCCCCACAUUCCCACAAUUCAUGACAUCAAAACACCGGCUUUCCCCCUUUUCCUUGAGACUCAGGAGAGCCAAAGCAAUCACCACCUUUUGCUUUUCCCCCCCCGUCUCCCUUACCAAGGGUUGAAGGAGGGAUCCAUCCUUGUUCAGAGGCACCAACUCCUGUCCCUAAAACAGGCUGAGAAGGAAACAGCCAACUCUUACCUCUUCCUGGCGGUUUUUCUUUCCCACCCCGGUUUAUUUUUUGUUUCCCCUCUCCCCCUACCUCUGAAGCCAUUUUAUGAACUGUCAUGUGCCACCUGAGCCUCCAGUAAAAACUAAAACAGG
Molecule: messenger RNA, 1766 nt
Organism: Sorex araneus (European shrew)
Lineage: Eukaryota; Metazoa; Chordata; Mammalia; Eulipotyphla; Soricidae
Gene: YBX2
Product: Y-box binding protein 2
Exons: 9
Coding region: 276-1358 (360 amino acids)
Biological process (GO): regulation of gene expression
Cellular component (GO): nucleus
Molecular function (GO): nucleic acid binding
Source: RefSeq, a predicted model, not a curated record